UCCUGGCAGACGCGGAAGCGGCUGUGGAGGGGAAGGUGGCGGUUCCCUGAGGAGGUGUCUGUGCUUUAAAGCCGCUGCUCUCCGUCCCCCUCCCCGCAGGGAAGGCUGAGGGCGCUGCGGGCGCUGAAGUCCGUGGUGAGGUCCCCGCCCCGGAGCCCCUCACAGCGGUCCUUCUGACUGAGUGUGAGGUGAGCUGAUGAACAGGCUGUGUGGUCACCUUUGAAGGCACAUUCUGUGACUCCUCAACAUACUGUCACCUGAGGAAACAGCCCAGACCCCAUCAGGACCAGGACCACAUGGCUGCUCCUCAGGGACCGUUGACCUUCAGGGAUGUGGCCAUAGAUUUCUCUCAGGAGGAGUGGGAGUGCCUGGACCCAGCUCAGCGGAAGUUGUACCUGGAUGUGAUGUUGGAGAACUACAGCAACCUGGCCUCCCUGGCUAUGUCAUCUACAGAUAACCAGGCCUUUAUGCCAAACCCCGGAAUAGAAGUUUUAUUCCCUGAAAUAAUACUGAGUACACAUAAUGGAGGUAGCAGUUAUCAAUGGAUUGAACAUUUGAAAAACUUUAAGCAAGAGUCACAUCUUAAUCAUCGGACAAGUGAGCUUGCAGAGGACCAUUAUAAAAGUGGAAAAGUGUUUGAGCAAAUGUCCAAUCACAACAUACAUCAGGUUAUUCCUAUUGUGGAGAAGACACACAAAGGAAGUCAAUGUUUCAAGUGUUUUCAGCAGUCUUCAAAUUGCAAUGAACAAGAGAAUAUUCAUACUGGGGAGGAGGCUUACAAAUGGAAUUCAUGUGGGAGAGUCUGCAGUCAAAUAACCAAUCAAAAUAGACACAAAAAAAUCUAUAGUGGAGAAAAACCUUAUAUAUGUAAAGAUUCUGGUAAGACAUCUAUUUGGCCUUUAGGUUGCACUCUAAAUCAAAUAAUUCAUCCUGGAGAGAAGCCUUACAAAUGUAAAGAAUGUGGCAAAGCCUUUAAAUGUCAUUCAUCUCUUGUUGUACAUAAGGGAAUAAUUCAUACUAUUGCAGAACUUAACCAACUCAGGGAAAAUGGACAAGGCUUUAGUCAGUCCUCAAGACAUAUUCAACAUCAUAGAAAUCCUAGGGAAGUAAAGUGUUAUAAGUGUUCAGAAUGUGGCAAAGUCUUUAACAGACCCAUAUCCCUUAGUGUUCAUCAGAGAAUUCAUACUGGAAAGAUGCCUCAUGAAUGUAGAGAAUGUGGCCAACCUUUUAUAAGUUCCUCAGCUCUUACUAAGCAUCAGAGAGUUCAUACUGGAGAAAAGUCUUAUAAAUGUAGAGAAUGUGGCAAAGCCUAUAGAUGGUCCUCACAACUUAAUAUGCAUAAAAAACUUCAUUCUGGAGAGAGGCCACAUGAAUGAAGAGAAUAACAAAAGCCUUAUAAGUGUUCAGAAUGUGGCAAAGCCUUUAGCCAACCCUCAAACCUUACUGUUCAUCAGAGAAUUCACACUGGAGAGAAACCUUACAAAUGUAGAGAAUGUGGCAAAGCCUUUAUUAGGUCCUCAAACCUUGGAUAUCAUCAGAGAGUUCACACCGGAGAGAAGCCUUAUAAAUGUAUAGAAUGUGACAAAGCCUUCAUCCAGUCCUCAGACCUUAGGAUUCAUCAGAGAAUUCAUACUGGAGAGAAACCAUACAAAUGUAGAGAAUGUGGCAAACGCUUUAGUAGCUCCUCAAAACUAAUUAUACACCAGAGAAUUCACACAGGAGAGAAGCCUUAUAAAUGUACAGAAUGUGACAAAGCCUUUAUCAGCCAUACAUGUCUUAUUAAACAUAACCGUAUUCAUACUGGAGAGAAACCAUACAAAUGUGGAGAAUGUGGCAAAGCUUUCAGCCAUUCCUCAUCCUUUACUUAUCAUCAGAAAGUUCAUAUUGGAGAGAAGCCUCAUAAAUGUAGAGAAUGUGGCAAAGCUUUUAAUUAUUCCUCGUCUCUUACUAAUCAUCAGAGAGUUCAUACUGGAGAGAAGCCUUAUAAAUGUAGAGAAUGUGGCAAAGCGUUUAGCCACUCCCCAUCCCUUAUUAAUCAUCAGAGAGUUCACACUGGAGAGAAGCCUUAUAAAUGUAGAGAAUGUGGCAAAGCUUUCAGCAAUUCUUUAUCCUUUGCUAAUCAUCAGAGAGUUCAUAUUAGACAGAAGCCUUAUAAAUGUACAGAAUGUGGCAAAGCCUUUAACUAUUCCUCAUCUCUUACUAAUCAUCAGAGAGUUCAUACUGGAGAGAAGCCUUAUAAAUGUACAGACUGUGGCAGAGCCUUUAACUAUUCCACAUCUCUUACUAAUCAUCAGAGAGUUCACACUGGAGAGAAGCCUUAUAAAUGCAGAGAAUGUGGCAAAGCCUUUAGCCAGUCCUCAAGCCUUGGAUAUCAUCAGAGAGUUCACACUGGAAAGAAACCUUAUACCAGAGAGGAGGGGAGGGACAUAGAAACAUCAAUCAGCUGCCUCCUGCACACCCACCACUGGGGAUGUGCCCGCAACCAAGGCGCAGAGAGUGCAAGGCUCUCUAAAAGGCUCCAGCAAAUGAAAUACAGCGUCUCACAAGGAGAAACAGUUUGAAGGCAAGUUUUUUCCCUGCCACUGAGCUUUUUUCAAAUUUUGA
Eptesicus fuscus (big brown bat) is the source of this 2604-nucleotide messenger RNA. RefSeq names its product zinc finger protein 93-like. The record is from RefSeq and is a predicted model, not a curated record. Gene Ontology annotation, biological process: regulation of DNA-templated transcription. NCBI's taxonomy places the organism in Eukaryota, Metazoa, Chordata, Mammalia, Chiroptera, Vespertilionidae. The transcript has 8 exons.